Lactuca saligna is the source of this 1535-nucleotide messenger RNA. NCBI's taxonomy places the organism in Eukaryota, Viridiplantae, Streptophyta, Magnoliopsida, Asterales, Asteraceae. The record is from the annotation of a GenBank genome assembly.
GUUCUUUAGUCAAAAUACCACAACCCUUUAAUCCAAAGCCAUGAAUACCAAAAGAUUAUUAUUUUGGUCAUUAGCAACUGCCAUUGCUAUCCUUUUCAUCAAACUCGCCUUUUACACCAAAUCAAGCAGUAUUAUCUUUUCAACAGGAAGUGAAGUCUUUUCUAGUUUCAAAAGAGUUUAUGAGCAAACUGGAAUUUCUGAGAUCUUUUAUUUCGUAAGCCGGAUUCUUGGCCCAACAAUGGGUGGUAAGGCCACUUGUGAUGACAAUAAGUGGAAGUCUCCACUCAUAUCGAAGUACAAGGUCGAGCUAGUUCUGACCGUUGAUCAUUUGGGUUGUGGGAAAUUCAAAAGCUUACAAAAGGCAGUGGACGCUGUUCCAGAAGAAAGCCAGAAAAAAUCAUUAAUCAUUCUUGAUUCGGGCACAUACAAGGAGAAAGUGUUGGUGAGCAAGAAGAAGACUAAUUUGAUAAUUCAAGGCCAGGGUCGUCUCAAGACAAUGAUCGUGUGGAAUGACACUGCUGCUUCAAGCAACGGAACUAUCUACAGCUACACAGUUUGCAUUUAUGGUAAAAAUUUCAUUGCUUACGACAUCGGCUUCAAGAACACAGCUCCUCGUCCACAGGCAGGUGUAAUCGGAGCACAAGCUUUGGCACUGAGAAUUGCAGGUGACCAAGCGGCUUUCUAUAACUGCGGGUUUCAUGGAUUUCAAGACACUCUUAAUGAUGCUGAAGGAAGACAUUAUUUCAAACAAUGUUAUAUCGAAGGAACAGUUGACUUUAUCUUUGGGAAUGCUAGAUCAGUCUAUGAGAAUUGUACAAUUAUCUCUUUAGUCAAUAGUAAGAUUGUUGGAGCUAUAGCAGCACAAAAGAGGGAGUCGACUAAAGAGAAAACCGGGUUUUCGUUUGUGAAUUGUAAGAUACAAGGAAAAGUUGUUUCUCCUGAUGGAUGGAAUGACUGGAGAGACCCCAAAAGAGAUCAGACUGUUUUCUUUGGGGAGUAUGGGUGCUCGGGUCCAGGAGCAGCAAGCCAUUCUAGGGUUAAAUACGCAAAGCAACUGACCCUAGCAGAUGCAUCUCCUUUCAUGAAUAUCUCAUACGUUGAUGGAAAUGAAUGGAUUAAACUGUAAGAACAUUUAGAAUACAUUCAAAUUCAUGUCAUUCAUUGACACGUAUUCUAGGACUAGACAAUAUGAUCUGCGAGAAGCAUGCAUGAAGUGAAAAUCUAUCAUGGCUGGUGUUCGAAACGACAUCUUCUAUCAGUACGUGAUGAACUAGUAUGAGAAGUACUUUACAUUUCAUAAGAUCCGAGUUUAUUCUUUGAUGUAACAUACUGAGAAAGGGUUAUACAAUUAAUAGCACUAGAACAGUAGAAUUAGUCCUAUAUUGAAAUAAUUAAAAAGUUGCUUUUACCAUAUAUAUUAGAUAUAUGAAAUCUAUUCAAAUAUGAUAAGUGAUGUAUAUAAGAAACGCUUGUACAAGAACUCAUUAAUGACUUAAAAUCACUCAUUAAUGGCUUGAAAAGGUAACAUACAUAAC